UAUUCCGCAAGCAUACGAGUACUUAUCAUUGUGCGUAGCGGUAUCUUUCAUAACAUUCACGUAAAAUACUUUAAUGUACUUAUGAAUAAACUGAAUGUGUGUCUUUGCCAUUGCUGUCAUUUAUUUGAUUUGUUAUUUAAAAUAGUGAAAAGGGUUCUAUUGAUUUUAUAAACUGCUUCGUUUAAAGAAAAAUUAUUAAAAAAAUUUUCUAGUAUAAAUAAUAAAAUGGACGGAAGGCAUCACGACUCCGAAAAAGAAGAAUUCCGAAGGGCAACAAUGCAAGCUAUUGGUAAACAAAACAAUGAACGCAGUUUAAUGAAUUUUGUGCGAGCGAUUUUUGGAGUUUCAAACGAACUUGUGACGGACAAACCAAAUCACGAGGAGAUAUUUAGCGCUUUAAGUGAAGCUAAGCGCUUGGAAACCUUGAAAGGCAAAGAAGUGAAGCCGGAAAAAACUGAUAAAUCUGAACCCGAACUGGACAAGGGAAAAAAAAUGCUAACCAAAGGCGCCUUAAGGCGACAAAGGGUACGAGAUAAUCUCGCCAAACGCAAGCAAAAGUUUUCACAAUUGAACUAA
Glossina fuscipes is the source of this 576-nucleotide messenger RNA. RefSeq lists its product as uncharacterized. Lineage: Eukaryota; Metazoa; Arthropoda; Insecta; Diptera; Glossinidae. The record is from RefSeq and is a predicted model, not a curated record. The transcript is spliced from 2 exons. Bases 226 to 576 code for a protein of 116 amino acids.